Messenger RNA from Cygnus olor (mute swan), 6246 nucleotides. RefSeq names its product host cell factor C2 (gene HCFC2). The coding region runs from base 26 to 2452 and encodes 808 amino acids. The transcript is spliced from 15 exons. The record is from RefSeq and is a predicted model, not a curated record. NCBI's taxonomy places the organism in Eukaryota, Metazoa, Chordata, Aves, Anseriformes, Anatidae. Gene Ontology annotation, molecular function: transcription coactivator activity; protein binding. Gene Ontology annotation, cellular component: histone methyltransferase complex. Gene Ontology annotation, biological process: regulation of DNA-templated transcription; chromatin remodeling.
GGUGCAUUGUGGGAGCGGCGGUAAGAUGGCGGCGGCCGCCGCUGGGCUGAGCUGGAGGCGGGUGUCUUCCUUCACGGGGCCGGUGCCGCGCUCCCGCCACGGGCACCGCGCCGUCGCCAUCCGCGAGCUGGUCAUCAUCUUCGGCGGCGGCAACGAGGGCAUCGCCGACGAGCUGCACGUCUACAACACGGCUACAAAUCAAUGGUUCCUUCCUGCUGUAAGGGGAGAUAUUCCUCCAGGUUGUGCAGCACAUGGAUUUGUUUGUGAUGGUACCAGAAUAUUAGUUUUUGGAGGAAUGGUUGAAUAUGGAAGAUACAGUAAUGAUUUAUAUGAAUUACAGGCAAGCCGAUGGCUCUGGAAAAAAGUAAAACCUCAAGCUCCUUCCACUGGAUCACCACCUUGUCCUCGACUUGGCCACAGCUUUUCUUUAUAUGGUAACAAGUGCUAUUUAUUUGGUGGCCUGGCAAAUGAGAGUGAGGAUUCAAAUAAUAAUGUUCCCAGAUAUUUAAAUGAUUUCUAUGAAUUGGAGCUGCAGCAUGGUUCUGGAGUUGUUGGCUGGAGUAUUCCUGUGACAAAAGGUAUCUUGCCAUCUCCCCGAGAAUCUCACACCGCCAUUGUAUACUGCAGAAAAGAUUUGGGAAGUCCAAAGAUGUAUAUUUUCGGAGGGAUGUGUGGCUGUCGGCUUAACGAUCUCUGGGAACUUGACAUAGAAACCAUGACCUGGUCGAGACCAGAAACUAAAGGGACAGUUCCACUUCCUCGCAGUCUCCAUACGGCCAAUGUAAUAGGAAACAAAAUGUAUGUUUUUGGUGGAUGGGUUCCACAGUCAGCAGGAGGUGAAAUUUCUGCUCAUGAUGGUGAAUGGAAAUGUACCGGUUCAUUUUCUUAUCUUAAUUUGGAUACCACAGAAUGGAUAGGUCUGAUCUCAGAUUGCCAGGAAGACAAAGGUAACUUGUUACCAGGGCCAAGAGCAGGACACUGUGCGGUAGCGGUUGGCACUCGUCUGUAUAUCUGGAGUGGUAGAGAUGGUUACAGAAAAGCUUGGAACAAUCAAGUUUGCUGCAAAGAUCUUUGGUACCUUGAUACUGAGAAACCUCCAGCGCCAUCACAGGUACAGCUGAUUAGAGCUACAACCAACUCUUUUCAAGUGAAAUGGGAUGAAGUACCUACUGUUGAAGGAUAUCUUCUUCAAUUACAUGCUGAUUCACCAGUGCCAUCAGCGGCUGGAAUACCUGGCUCUGGGGCUCCUGAGACAUCCAUGCUGAGUUCACAAGGUGGCUCUUCUGUACAUCAAACUCCACAAUCAUUGACUAGUGUCCCUUGUCCAGAAAUGAAGGUGGAUCAUCCCAGCCAAGCAAAUAAUGUCAUUCCUAAUAACGUCCAAGUUUCCCUUUCAUCCAACUCAUUAUUAAAAAUAGAAGGAAAAGAAAAGGUUGCAGCACCUGAGAACAAGAUUACACAGGAGACUAUGAAAAACCAUGCAGAUGCAACAGGAUUCAAAGAAUCAAAUGCCCCUUCUCUUUUGCCUGUUUGUACUUCAAGUCCUCAGAGUUCAGCAAAUGUAGGUGAAUUACAUGACUUGGACAAAAGAACUGUAAUGCCUGAUGCUUCUGUAUCCAGUACUGUCUCCAGCACACAAACUAUGGUAACCCAGCAGGCUGUUAAAACUGAAUCAUCAAGUACAAAUGGGGCAGUUGUUAAAGAUGAAACUUCACUAACAACAUUCAAUUCAAAAUCUGAAGCUGCUGAAACUGCUUAUAUCAUGCCUUCAACGAGGGUCAAUACUGGACAGACAAAUGAUUCACACUCCUCUAAAACUCCACAAAGACAGAUGGCACUGGUGAAAACAAGAGACCGGCAGUGGUAUGAUGUUGGAAUUUUUAAGAACAACAGUGCUGUGGUGAGCCAAUUCUACUUGCUGCCAGAGGAAACACUGAGCAACUCUAACAAGCUGGAAAGUGCAGAUGUACCAGACUACAGAUUACUUAAGAAACAGGAUCUUUUUCCAGGCACAGUGUACAGGUUCAGAGUCGCUGCAAUUAAUGGCUGUGGUGUUGGGCCUUUCAGUAAAGUCAGUGAAUUCAAGACUUGCAUUCCGGGUUUUCCUGGAGCUCCUUCAACAGUCAAAAUCACCAAGAGCGUAGACUGUAUUCAUCUGUCUUGGGAGCCUCCAGCUUCACCUUCUGGAAAUAUUUUGGAAUAUUCUGCCUACUUAGCAAUUCGUUCCACACAAUUACAGGAAAAUCCAAAUCAGCUUGUAUUUAUGAGAAUAUACUGUGGGCUUAAGACAUCUUGUAUAGUGACAGCUGCCCAGCUUUCAAAUGCUCAUGUUGAUUACACUUCACGACCUGCUAUAGUGUUCAGGAUUUCUGCAAAGAAUGAGAGAGGAUACGGACCGGCCACACAAGUUCGAUGGCUUCAAGGUAAAGUCAGUGUCAGACACAGCAUUUAAGUGGGCUGUGGCAGAGAAAAUAGCUGAUUGUGCCUCUACAACCAACACUUUUCUCAGCAGCACAUGUCUCAGCAGUUCGCUUUUCUCAGCAGUGUAGUGUCAUUUUGUUCUUUGUAGAAGUUUUAGGAAAACGUGGAUGUUAACUUUUAGCUUAACAUUAAGAGAUGAUAUGUGUUCACAAGCAAAGACAAGCAGGUACUGAGUGUUGGUUAUUGAGUCUCACUUAGUCCCUCAAAUAAUAAAAUGCCAGUAAGCUUCUGAUUUCCCUGUACUUCGCUUCAGCUUAAAAGUUUUCCAUUUUAUUAGUAAGUAAUCCAGUUAUAUGCAGGAAUGUAGUCUUUUUUUCCCUAAUCUUUACCCCUUCCUUAUCAGAAUAAUUUUUCAUAAAGUGACAUAAGGUGCAUUUUUGUGAUUUAAUGUACUCUUUAAAGUCUGUAUUAGAGCUACUAGGAAUAGGUUUUGUCAUCUCAUCCCUACACUCAAAUUUGUGAUUAGUUGGGGAUGGGAAUGGAUCAACUUGAAAUUCCCACCCUCCGGGGAGUAACGGGCUGUUGGAUGGGCUUGACUGUCCUGCUAGUCCCUGCGCUGGGAUCCACAGGGCGCAGUUGAAAGUGAACUGUUCAAUACACUUCUGGUUGUUUUGAGUGUAGUUUUCUGGGAUGGGUAGCAACAACGAAGAAGUUGUCUUCCUACUGUUUAGUACUCUAGUGCUGUUUUAACCCUGAUCCCAGAACUAUGUAUCCCAGAACUACGAAACAGUGGUUGUUUGAUAGCAUUUGAUCAUGUACGCCUGUGAAAUUAUGAAAUGUUUCACAAUGUCUCCUUCUUUUUGCAGAUAUGAAAACAUCAAGCUCAAAGUAGAAUCAAGAUAAUAAAUUUCAAGUUUCGAAUGUAGUGUUUAAUGUAACUCUUGUACUAUUUGUAAAUGCUACAAAUAUUUUAUUUUUGCAUUGUUUUUAUCUUAAAAAUAUAUAACCUUUUUUACGUUUGAGACAUCAGCGUUACAGAGCCUUGCUCAGGUAUGAGUACCAUAUGGAAGCUAUACUGAAGAUGGUGGGGUGGAGGACCAUACUCUAUCCAGUAGCUUUUUGGUAGCGAUAGUUAAAAUAUUAAAUAUAUAUAUAUAUAUAUAUAUAUACACACAGAGUUUCAAAUAAAAAAAAUUGGCAUAUGCAGUACUAUUUGAGGUAGAGUCCCCAUGAUUGCUAGAGAUUUUGCAUAAAUAACUCAUAAAGAUUUGGUAAAUGAGCAAAUUGUUUGAUUUCAGUUUCUUAUACCACAUUCUUCAUUGUGGUGUCUGAGUACAAGGCAAAAAAUUUCCAGUUAUUAUUAUAGUAACUUAAAAUGUAUAAAUAUUUUAAUAUAUACUUUUUUUGUAAAGAAAUGAUUUUUCUACUAUUUGUAACAAAUAUCUUAAUCCUGAAAGAUAUCCCCUGAAAAUUUAAAAGGAAAAAGAUACUUAGUCAUUUGUCUUAUUACAAAAAAAAAAAAAACAUAAAUUCAUUGUAAAUGCACUACUAAUAUUUAGAAUUAUCCUUUUGUAGUUGUACAAAUCUUAAACUUGUAAAUACCAAUGUUUACAAGAGACCUUUCUGGUCUUGUAUUAAAACUUCCAUGAGAUUCAUUCUCUUUUUUUUUUUUAAACCAUAUGCUUUGCUUUUAGCAUAUGCUUGCUUUUUGCACUAAUAAUAACUUACCUCAUUCCUGUGUUUGUAAUCACUUGUGUUGCUUCCAUAAUGUUUCUGUAAAACUUCAAUCUGAAAACUUUAACCAAAGUUUAGAAUACAUGGUAAGCAAUUUUGCACAUAUCGUAUGGCAACUUUUGACAUAUUUAUUCCAGUUAAUCUUCUUAAGUGCUUGUUUGCUUUACCAGUAUAUUCUACCAAUCAAGUUCAGUAUCUCCCUUUUACUAUGCAUCAUUUUACAUUAACUAGCUAGCUGAUAAAUUCAACAAGCAUUACUUCUAGGAAUAGGUUGAUCCAUUCCUAUGCUAGAUGAAAAAUUUGUUCACAGUAGUGAAGUAAGGGUAAACAUUUUAAAUGCUAUUUAUGUAUCUAUAGAGAAACCUAUGUUUACCAAAGUGUAGAGGAAAAUGGCUGAGUUGGACAAGGUCACUAGGUGAAUAGAUUGAGGCACCUAAGAUUUAUUUUAAAAUAAAAUCUAAAUUACUUUACCGUGCAAUGAAGUUUAUACUUUGCACUUUAAUUUUACCCUGAAUGCCAAAAUACAAUAUACAUCAAGGUAGAAUUACUUGCCUCUGCCAGUUAAAUUUGUCUUAACAGCAUUUGUAAAUAAAUAAACUAAAUGAAUUGAUGUGCCUGGUUUGGUGGGAGAAGUAUCACUAAGAUGUUAGAGAUUUAACAGCUCAAGUAUCCCAGAGCAGAUUUUAUAGCCAAGUUUUAGCUACCCUGAAAGUCAGGGUUGUAACAGAAGUGCUGAUACAGCCUUAAUUAUUGCAACGCAUCACAUGCUAUAAUAGCAUAUAAAAAGUGCUGGGGACCAUAAAUUGCUAUAAUAGUGUUAAUUGUGGCACAGGAGUAACACACACGGUUUUACUCCAGAGAAAAAUCUUGUGAUUAUGACAAUGACGGAUAUCCCAGAUUCACUUUAAACAGUGUUUAUAGUAUGAAUGUAUAGGAAUUUUUCCUGAAGUUAACUGGCUUUAAAAUACUUGUGUUUUAAUGGUCCAUUUCAUCAGGUAUGAUCUCACUACCAAUACUGUCUGAUAACUAAAAAUAAUACUGUACACGAGCUGUUAACUAGAAAAAUAUAACUUGGUUUUUCUUAUUAGUACUGUGAAAGAAGCCUUUAGAGAAAACACUUGUGGCUUUGAUUUUGUUGGUUGAUAGCUGUGAUUGUAGAGUUGUUAUUUAAGAAUAAAAUCUGUUGGGUAUGUCUGGGUGAAGUUUUUUUGCACUUGGUUUCACAUGGUUUGCACAAUUUCUUUUCCAGUGGGUAUGUCACAACUACCAAAGGGUAAAACUGUGGCGUUUUCAAUGAAAGUAUAAUUUCCUUGUAAGUGUGCUUUCUUCAGCUGACUUGACAUAAGAUGUCAUUUUCUCUUCUUUGUCCAAGUUGGGUGAUGUUGAAUAGUGAUCAUAUGCAAAUCUUCAAUUCCUUACGGUUUUACUUUAAAAUGAAAUUGUGGUACAUGCUGUAAAAUACACUUUGUGGUCCGUUUUAGAACUGUAUUUAGAACAUGUCUAAAUCUCACCUGUUUGCCUAUCAACUAGAUAUCAGACAAAUACUGAUUGUUUGAUUUAAAAUUCAUUUGGAAGACUGUUGAUAUCAACUCCUUGAGAAUCCAUGUUAUCCACUCACUCUUUAAGUCACUAAAUGACAUGUAACAAGCUGAAAUCUAUCAGGCGACAGUAUCCAUGUUGUAGAAAUGUCUAGGUUUACUGAACUUGCUAAGGAAGUUGUGACGUGACCGUGGGUGCAGGACAGUUGUGCCGGUUAAGGCAGACGCUGCUACAACUUCACCUUAAGAAUGUUCUUGUGAAAGUGGAAAUAAAGUGAACAAUAACCUACACUUUGUGUUUUCAAAGUAAUUAUAGCAAUAUCUUUUGAAUGUAGUUUGGAGUAGAGCACAUGAUCAUGCCAUAAAUUCUGAAGAUAUAAGUAUUACUGUUGUUAUCUGAUAUUUCAGGAUAGCGAAUUUGACGUGAACUUAGUCUUACAGCCUGUUACUUAAUGACCUCUACAAGGAAACUGACAUUUUGUACAAUUAAAGUUGAUCAGUCUUAUUUCAAAGCAUUGUUUGUUCUUUGUAAUAAAGUGGUUGUCCUAUCAAA